Messenger RNA from Centropristis striata (black sea bass), 6250 nucleotides. Its product is annotated as transcription factor SOX-6-like. The record is from RefSeq and is a predicted model, not a curated record. Gene Ontology annotation, cellular component: nucleus. NCBI's taxonomy places the organism in Eukaryota, Metazoa, Chordata, Actinopteri, Perciformes, Serranidae. The transcript is spliced from 17 exons. The coding region runs from base 375 to 3398 and encodes 1007 amino acids. Gene Ontology annotation, biological process: central nervous system development; cell fate commitment; positive regulation of chondrocyte differentiation. Gene Ontology annotation, molecular function: DNA-binding transcription factor activity, RNA polymerase II-specific; RNA polymerase II cis-regulatory region sequence-specific DNA binding.
GUUUAUUAAUAAGCAGAGAGAGAGUGUGUAUUUGUGUAUUUGUGUGUAUUUGUAUGUGUGUGUGUGUGUGUGUGUGUGUGUGUGUGUGUGUGUGGGUUUAAAGUAGUUUGUAGAGUUUUCUUCACUUUGUGUCCCGUCGGAGCGACAGAAGGAGUUUAUAGAGAUGGUGAGUCUACGGUGAUCCGGUCUGAUCCGAUCCUGCUCCACCGAGUCUCUCCGCUCCGAGUCUACACCAGAUCCAGGUUCACACACACACAGAGAGAAGAAGAAGAAGAAGAAGAAGAAGAAGUGGAUCCAGGAGACGUUCAUGAAUGUUAAAGUGAACCUCCAGUGAGAAGAGAAGAGGCUGUUGGAGCUGAAGUCUCUGAUUUCUAAUGAUGUCUUCCAUGCGAUCGACUCCUCCCUUCCAGCCUCCGUCUGAGGAGGAGGAGGUGCUGGAGGCGGGGGCGUGGCCCGGCGAGGAGCGGGACGUCCCGAAGGAGACGGCGUCCCCGUCCUCCCACCCAGACGAGCUGCAGCCAAUCAGAGAGAAGCUGGCCGAGGCCGAGUGGGAGAGCGCCGCGCCCGCUGCCAUGGACAACGAGAGCAGUAAAGGCUGCUCCGUCUACUCCUACCGGACUAACUCCACCUCCCCUCCCAAGCCGGAGGAGUGUUCCCGGGACCGCGGCGAGCCGAUGAUCAGCCUCGCCUUCGGGACGCCGGAGCGCCGCAAAGGAAGCCUGGCGGACGUAGUGGACACGCUGAAACAGAAGAAACUGGUGGAGCUGACCAAGACGGAGCAGGACGAGCCCAGCUGCAUGGAGCGCCUCCUGUCUAAGGAGUGGAAGGAGCGCGUGGACCGCCUCAACGCCAACGAGCUGCUGGGGGAGGUCAAAGGAACCCCAGAGUCCCUGGAGGAGAAGGAGCACCAGCUCUCCACCAUGAUCGGCCAGCUCAUCAGUCUGAGGGAGCAGCUCCUCUCCGCCCACGACGAGCAGAAAAAGAUGGCCGCCUCUCAGCUGGAGAAGCAGCGGCAGCAGAUGGAGCUGGCCCGCCAGCAGCAGGAGCAGAUUGCCAGACAGCAGCAGCAGCUCCUGCAGCAGCAACACAAGAUAAACAUUCUCCAACAACAGAUCCAGGUCCAGGGCCACAUGCCUCCUCUGAUGAUCCCGGUGUUUCCUCAUGACCAGCGUUCUCUGGCUGCAGCUGCUGCUGCUCAGCAGGGCUUCCUGUUCCCCCCCAGCAUGUCCUACAAGCCAGGAGAGAACUACCCCAUGCAGUUCAUUCCAUCGACCAUGGCGGCUGCAGCAGCGUCUGGCCUCAGUCCGCUACAGCUACAGCAGCUCUACGCCGCCCAGCUGGCCAGCAUGCAGAUCUCCCCAGGAGCCAAGAUGGCUCCUCUCCAGCAGGCCCCCAACUCCUCGGGGCCCCUCUCCCCCUCGGCCCUGAAGAGCGAGAAGAGAGCGUCCAGCCCCGUCGCUCACAUCAAGGAAGAAGGAUCCACGCAGCCGUUGAACCUCUCAGCCAGACCGAAGACGUCCGAGCCGCUCCGCUCGCCCUCCUCCCCCACACAGAGCCUCUUCUCUGGGAACAAGAGCAGCCCCACCGGCCUCAACAAGGGCCGCAUCCCCAGCCCCAUCAGCUCCAUGGGCAGGAACACCUCCCUGGACAUCCUGUCCAGCCUGAACUCCACGGCGCUGUUCGGGGACCAGGACGCCGUGAUGAAGGCCAUCCAGGAGGCGAGGAGCAUGAGGGAGCAGAUCCAGAGGGAGCAGCUCCACCACCACCACCAGCAGCAGCAGCAGCAGCAGCAGCCGGGGCACCACAGCCUGGAGGCCAAGCUGUCGGCCCUCAGCAGCAUGAGCCUCAACAACGACAGCAAGGUCAGACACACACACACACACACACACAGACACACACACACACACACACACACACAAAGACACACACACACACACACAGACCCUUGUGAUGGCAGACUCAGAGCAGGACCUGGUCUCAGUCUGGACCUGGUCUCAGUCUGGACCUGGUCUCCAGUCUGGACCUGGUCUCAGUCUGGACCUGGUCUCAGUCUGGACCUGGUCUUCAGUCUGGACCUGGUCUCCAGUCUGGACCUGGUCUCAGUCUGGUCCUGGACCUGGUCUCAGUCUGGACAUGGUCUUCAGUCUGGACCUGGUCUCAGUCUGGACCUGGUCUUCAGUCUGGACCUGGUCUCCAGUCCGGACCUGGUCUCAGUCUGGUCCUGGACCUGGUCUCAGUCUGGACCUGGUCUCAGUCUGGACCUGGUCUUCAGUCUGGACCUGGUCUCCAGUCCGGACCUGGUCUCAGUCUGGACCUGGUCUCCAGUCUGGACCUGGUCUCCAGUCUGGACCUGGUCUCAGUCUGGACCUGGUCUCAGUCUGGACCUGGUCUCAGUCUGGAUCUGGUCUCCAGUCUGGACCUGGUCUCAGUCUGGACCUGGUCUCCAGUCUGGACCUGGUCUCCAAUCUGGCACCUGUGAACACACUGUAGAGUGUCUGCUGCAGGGUGGAGGUCUACUGGUGGUGGUGUUCAGGGCUAUGAAUAGGAGGAAUGGUGAGGAGGAGGAGGAGGAGCAGGAGGAGGAGGAGUCAGUGAGUGACAGCUCUAUCGGGAGCAGUCUGAAGGAGAGGAGCAGUAAACGGUUGUGGUCAGGGAGUAACAUCACGGAGGCGAGGGUCUUCAGGGAGGCUCGGGGGAGGAACAACUCUGAGCCGCACAUCAAGAGGCCCAUGAACGCCUUCAUGGUCUGGGCCAAAGACGAGCGCAGGAAGAUCCUGCAGACCUUCCCCGACAUGCACAACUCCAACAUCAGCAAGAUCCUGGGCUCCCGUUGGAAGGCGAUGACCAACCAGGAGAAGCAGCCGUACUACGAGGAGCAGGCCCGCCUCAGUAAGAUCCACCUGGAGAAAUACCCCAACUACAAGUACAAGCCCCGGCCCAAGAGGACCUGCAUCAUCGACGGCAAGAAGCUGCGCAUCGGAGAGUACAAGCAGAUGAUGCGCUCCCGCCGCCAGGAGAUGAGGCAGUUCUUCGUGGGGCCUCAGCCCCCGAUGCCUCUGGGCAGCAGCCCGGGCGGAGUCUACCCGGGCGCCAUCACCAUGGCAACGACCGCCACAUCGUCCCCACAACUGACCUCAGACUGCUCCAGCGCCUCGGCCAGCCCCGAGCCCGCCAUCCCCGUCAUCCAGAGCACGUACGGGAUGAAGGCCGAGCCCGGCGGCGGCGUUGGCGGCGGCGGCGGCGGCAGCAACGGCGGCGGCCUGGCCGGCGGCCUGGACCUGCCCAGCGACCCCGCCAACGGAGACGACGACAUGGACAUGUACGAGGACUUUGAGGACGAGCCCAAGUCAGACUAUAGCAGCGACCACGAGACUCGGGAGGCCGUCAGCGCCAACUGAGGCCUCAAGGUUCAAAAAAAGAAAGAAAAGAGAGGAAACUAACUCCUGUUAUACUCAGAGACACUUUUUAAAAACACAGUUUAUUAUAGAGACCUUCAGGAGGACUUCAGGACAUGCGGCGCCCAGCACUGAGCGUGCCCAGACAGGAUUACACAGACAUGCUGAGAGAGGUCUGGAACAGGAUGGACGUCCAUCUGGAGACUGACGGGAAAAAUGUGACAACCUGAACAGACAUUUAGACGUUAUGAACUUCAGUUUCCUUCACUUCGACAAUCUUAACAGGAGAGAGAGAGAGAGAUAGAGAGAUGGAGAGAGAGUUGGAGCGAGAGAGCGAGAGUUAGAGCGAGAGAGCGAGAGUUAGAGCGAGAGAGCGAGGAACACAUUGCUGUGUGGUUUGUAAAGAGCAUGCAUGGAUUUUGAAGCAUCAGGAUUUGGUCUUCAACAGCUAUUUGGUCUUAAAUGUUUAAGGAGUGAUUUAGUUUUUAUCAUUAUGUAUUUUACUUUUUGUGUUUCUUUUGUUCUAUAGACUGUUUUUUUGUUGUUUUUUUGUUGUUUUUUUCUGACGGGUCACUGCCUGUACAAACUCUGGACUGUCGGAACUUGAAAUUUGAAAAGUUUUAAUAUAAAUCCUAGCUAUUGUAAUCUUAUAGUCUUACCUUUUGUUUUCUUACGGAUUCAGUGCAUCUACAUCUUGUUUUCUGACAAACUGCUCUCAUUACAUUAUUAUUAUUAUUACUGUUAGAUCUUUGUUUUUAUAUCCCAGCUCAGGUAUGAUGUGCCAGCUUGUGAAUGUUUUUUGUUUUGUUUGUUUUCAUACAAAAAGAAUAAGAAGAAGAAGAAGAGAGGUAGGACUGUCAAUGAGAUAAAGGGAGCAACUCCCUUAUAUUAUUAUUAUUAUUAUUAUUAUUGUUUUAAUUAAGUAUGUAAGUUAGUUAGUGAGCACCCAGACAUUGUACAGAUGAACUUCUAACGUGCCAAACCUUCACAUUCACUCUGGAUGUCUAGUCUUAACUUCCAAUGCUGCAAAAAGUCUUAUUCAACACACGAUCAGCUGUUUUCUAUCUGAUGAUGAUGUCAUGAUGACGUCACUGCUGGCUCCCUCCCUCCCGGCCAAUCACAGGCCGCGCUCAGGGAGGGUGUGUGUUCAUCACACACACUUGGAUCCCUGAUGUAGUUUCAGGAGUGUCUUUUUUUUCUUUCAAUUCCACUGCGUUGGUGCUGUCGUGAACCACAUUACCCAGAGUUCCUAGAGGCCAAACACUUCGUCCUUAUCGUCCUCUGAGCCAAACGCCACAUUUAGUGUUUGAGUCUGUCCAUUUCAGUCCAGCUGCCACAAAGUCUAACUGCAGUAGCUACAUUUAAAACUAAAAAUUAACUCCUUGAUGUCUGUUUUUAUCUUGUGACACAUUUUCAGAUUUUAAUUUUUGCUUUAUUUCAGAGAAAUAAUGAUGUAAAAGUUGCAGAAACGAUAGAAUCCAACUCAAAACCAAAGCAGCAGCAGUAAGUUCACUUUGACUGUGAUACAGUGAAUUUCUUCAUUGUGUUGAAUAGUGAGAAUAACAGAAAUGAUCAUCUUAUUUAAUAGGGAAAUUAUUAUCUAGAUAGUUAUGAAGUAAAAAAUGAGAUAACAUGAUAUUAAGACUAAACAAAAUCAGUUUGAAAAUGUUUAUUCACUGAAAACUACACUGUAAAAAAAAUGUUUGUUGAAAAAUGACAGUAAAACAAUUUCAAUUUUCAUCAGAAAUGGGGUGUAAAAUUAAUUAAUUAAUUGUAUAUCACCUUUUAAUUACCAUAAAUCGAAGAAUACCACAAAACUUUUACUUUUACUGGCUGUAAAAAUAAAACUUACUCAUGUAAAAUUAAUGGAGAAAUACCAUGAUGUCACAAUGACACAAUUACCCUGAAAAUAACAGGAAUAUUCAGUCUAAAUUACAGUUUUUUGCUGAUAUUUACAUUUAGAUUUACAGUAGAAAACCCACUCACUGCAUUUUUUACAGUGAAGUUCUGGCAACCAAAGCUGCUGAUAUUUUACCGUAAAUUACAUUAUUUUUUACAGUGUAAAUAUAAAAGCUGAAAGAAGACAACAACAUUAUAUUUACUGCUCUCUGUUUAUCAUCACUAUUAGAACCUUUUACAGCAAAACUAGAGGGCAGAAACUACAUUUUUUGGGUUCAAAAUUCAAAUAAAUCAUCAUGAUUUUUUAAAUUACAUCAACAAUUCAUGUAACACGUUUAAGUUUUUAAAAAAACUUAAAAAAAAAAUAAUUUUAAAGCAGUUUUUCUCAGUUGAACCCUUUGAUGUUACUGCAGUUAGACUCUGUUCGGAUCAUUUCAGGCAUUUUAGUCUUUUUAUUUCUGCUUCGAGCUGUUAAAGUUUCCUCCUCCUCUACUGUAGAAUAAGAGUUUCCAUCAUUCUGGAUCCCUUUCACUGUAUUUGAAUUUGUUGUUUGAAUCGGUACAAAAUGUUCCUCUUUUUAUUUUUAUUAGCCUGUUAAUAUUUGUAAAAAUGUUUUCUCGGCAUCACAAAAGGCGGGAAAAGAUUCACCAAACAAAACUUGUUUUGUGUUUUAAAACAAAAGAAAAAGAAAAAAGAAGAAUUUAUUUAGAGUUGCAAAAAAGACGUCUGUUAUUUCAGAAAAAGGGUACUUUGUUUUCUACGUUGCAUGUAUAUUUUGAAGACGAGUAAAUUAUUAUUAGAGAAGAAUGGAGGAGAAAAACCAGGAAAGGUUGAUAGUUUCCAGUCAGUUUCUCGUUCUUCCUCUGCAGACACGUAGUUUCUCUCUCUGCAUUCAUUUCACCUGCGACCUCGGCUGCUUUCUCUGUUUUUUUUCAUGUUCCUGCUGCAUAUUUUUC